This is a messenger RNA of Schistosoma turkestanicum, 1711 nucleotides long. The record is from the annotation of a GenBank genome assembly. Lineage: Eukaryota; Metazoa; Platyhelminthes; Trematoda; Strigeidida; Schistosomatidae.
AUGAAUUCAAGUGGUUUAUUUAAAGCAUCAUUCACAUGUUUAUCACAAUUUCCUACUUUUAUACGUUCAAUUAUGAAUGUGGUAUUUUUUGGUAGUGAUCAUUAUGCAUUGCCUCAUUUACGGGCUUUGGAAGAACGUCAAUCUCAGCAUAAAGAUAUUCAAUUACUAUUUGUAGUUACUACUUCAGAUAAAACUCCUAUUGGAUAUCAUUGUAUUCAGAAUAAAAUAGAUCAUAUAAUUUGGCCACGUACACUUCCACAAAAUUCAAUCAUUAUCAAUGCUAUUAGUGAACGUAUAGAAAAGCUGCAAAAUACUAAUGACUAUCAUCGCUUCACCAAACCCCCGAAAUUAUUAGGUCUUAUUGUAUCAUUUGGUCGAUUUCUACCAUAUUCAUUAGUAUCUUUAUUUAAUUAUGGAUGUUAUAAUAUUCAUCCAUCAUUAUUACCAAGAUGGAAAGGUUCUAGUCCAUUAUUGUAUACAUUAUUAACAAAUGAUCAAGUGACUGGAAUCACUUUAUUUCGAUUGAAUCCAAUGCAUAGAACAUUUGAUUCUGGUUCUGUGUUGUAUCAAAAAUCAAUUCGUUUACCUUCUUCUAUUCAAGAGAGACAAUUCACUCCGGAUCAAUUAGCUACUUAUUUAAUGCCACAUAGUAUUAAAGCUAUGUUUGAAGUGAUUUUAUAUCCUAAUUUACCAUAUUUAAUUGGUAUUGAUCAAUCAGUGAUUUCAGACAAAUUUCAACUUCCAAUAACUUAUGCACGUAAACCUCAUCCACGUAUGGGUUUAAUUAAUUGGCAUCGACAAUCAGCUGAAGAUAUUAUUCGUUGCUGGUAUGCAUUUCAAGGUAGUUGUGUAAAUUUAUUCACAGAACUUUGUCUGUUGAAUACUGAUGACGAUGAAGUUGAACAAGAAGAAGAAAAAGAGAAUCAUUCAUUAGUUGCAAAUUUUCGUCUCCUUGAAUGUCCAUUACUGGUACCGCCACCACCCCAUCUGGAUUGUACUUCUAAGAAUAAUGAUGGUCAGUAUAAUACUGAAGCUGACAAUAUCUACUGUCCAGAUUAUGAACCAAAAAUAAUGAAUUAUUUGAAAGAAGCUUCAAUUCUUCUACAUCAACCGUAUACUUUAUCAUUACCACCGGGUAGUAUUGUCUAUUUACGUUCACAAACCGACAGAAAACAUCAUUUAAUCCCGUAUACAUUCAUUGCUUGUAAAUCAUCACAUGAGGUCCAUACUUCCCCUAAUACAACCCCAUUGAAUAAUCAUAAUCAUAAUAAUAAUAGUAAUAAUAAUAAUAAUAAUAAUAAUAAUACGAUGGUAUCAUCAUGGAUAGCUGUGAAACGUUUCCUAGUGAAUUGGCCUAAUUCAUCAACAACAGAUUAUAGACAUUUAACAGCGAUUGACUUGUAUAAUAGUUAUUUUUUAAAAUAUAUUCAUUGUAUAUCCUCAUCAUCAUCGUCGACAUUGGCAACAUCUGUGAUCGAUAAGAAACGACCUUCACGACCAUUAGGUAUUCGUUUGAUUGGUGAAUUUCGAUCAUCAUCACUGCUGAAUAGUAAUCAAGAUUAUAUGCUGAUUAAAUCAUGGAAUGAAUUAACACCGAAUAUUUUUCCUUCAGAUUUACAAUUAUCAUCAUCAUCAAUAUCGUCUGAGAGAUCAAUGAUUGUACAAAAUUGUAAUACAUAGAUGAUAGUUGAAAUAAAUAUUUCUAAUAAUA